This is a messenger RNA of Esox lucius (northern pike), 3081 nucleotides long. RefSeq names its product zinc finger DHHC-type palmitoyltransferase 8a (gene zdhhc8a). NCBI's taxonomy places the organism in Eukaryota, Metazoa, Chordata, Actinopteri, Esociformes, Esocidae. Gene Ontology annotation, biological process: protein palmitoylation. The record is from RefSeq and is a predicted model, not a curated record. The coding region runs from base 228 to 2615 and encodes 795 amino acids. The transcript is spliced from 10 exons. Gene Ontology annotation, molecular function: palmitoyltransferase activity.
CGCGCCGAUCUCAGUUGGUCGGAACGCUGGGCCAGUCCGGACGGUGGGAUAUCCGAGACGGACACCGUUAAUUUGACUUUUUGAACAUGUACUUGUUUGCAUGCAAUGCAUGGACACUCAGGAUAGAGAUGAGUGGGAACAGACUACGUUUUAUCGUGGAUCGUUUAUUGUAUCUCGGCGUAAACGUUUCGUUGGAAUAAACUGCUGAUGUUUGUGCUAAGUACAGAAUGCCCACCAGCGGCGGUGAGAGAAUUAAAGCCAGCGCGUUUAUUCCAGUGUCCACCGCAGUCAUCCUCCUUGUCGGGUCCACGACUUUAUUUUUUGUCUUUACGUGCCCGUGGUUGGCAGUGACGGUGUCAAUCUACGUGCCACCAUGCAGUGCCAUCCUCUUCUUCUUCGUCUUGGCCAACUUCACCAUGGCAACCUUUAUGGACGCAGGCGUUCUUCCUAUGGCUAAUGAGGACGAGGACAAGGACGAUGACUUCCACGCCCCCCUUUACAAGAACGUUGAGGUGAAAGGCGUCCAGGUCCGGAUGAAAUGGUGUGCCUCCUGUCACUUCUACAGGCCUCCGCGUUGCUCCCACUGCAGCGUGUGUGACCACUGCGUCCAGGACUUUGACCAUCACUGUCCCUGGGUGAACAACUGCAUUGGGAGACGAAACUACCGCUACUUCUUCCUGUUCCUGCUGUCACUCACGCUGCACAUGGUGGGCGUGUUCCUCGGUGGCCUGCUCUACAUCCUUCACCACACGGAAGACCUGUGGAAGCUGCACUGUACAGUCACAUUGGUGGUCAUGAGUGUAUCUGCUCUGUUCUUCAUUCCUGUUCUGGGCCUUACAGGCUUCCACUUCUAUCUGGUGUUCAGGGGCAGAACCACCAACGAACAGGUUACAGGGAAGUUUCAAGGAGGAGUCAACCCUUUCACUCGAGGUUGCUGUGGCAACCUGGAGUAUCUCAUAUGCAGUCCCAUCUCUCCAAAGUAUACAGAGAGACUCAUUAAGAAAUCGACAGUUCGCGUAAUGCCUCCUUUUCUGAGACCAGAGACUGACAGACAGAUACCUACUCUUAAGGUUGGGGAUAAUGGUCUCAACCGUCAUGAUGUUCAGAAUAAACGCCCGUCAACUGAUGCAGUCGAUGAGCCAGACAUCAAACAUGUGAACAGUCCCCCACCGUUGCCUCCGAAACCAGACCCCAACCUCCUAAAGAGCCAACUAGCAGCCAAAGAGGAGAGAGGUCCUCAUCAUAAACCAGCAAUCCCUCUUCCUGGACCAAACCUGCAGCAGAUCAAAGCGUUACCACAGUCCCCCUCUGCCAAGGCUCCACCCCCAUCCCCUGUCCAACAGGUGUCUGUUGUUCCGGACCAGCAGGGGAGAAGCAACAGUAAAGGUCACAGCGUGUCACCGGAACACAUCCUGGCCAGGGUGGACAAGCAGCUCGCCAUCCCACCGGGUCCCACGUCCACUCCACUCCAGCUCAACUCUCUCACCCUCAACUCCCGCUCCCUCACCCUCAAACACGCCUAUCGCCAUGGCAACAAGCCCCCUGCCUUGCAUCCCGAGGGCCCAACCUCCCGCCAGUUGUCUCCGGGUGUCUUCCCCCUCCACGACCCCCUGUCCAGCCGCUGCAGCCUCUCCUAUGACAGCCUGGUGAACUCCGCUGACCCCCACUACCCGGCCCAGCGGGGGGCGCCCCCGCUCCACUACCACCCCCGCUUCAUGACCCUGGGCCCCGACAGCAGUGUGCUCCAGAGGCCCCCUCCGCACGCCUACAGCCCUGUGUUUAUGGGGGCCACCAGACACUCUCCCCAGCCAAGGGACACCUCACUCAGGGACCCCGCUCUACGCGACCUCACCCCUCAUGCCCUCACCUCCAGGGACCUCACCCCUCAUGCCCUCACCUCCAGGGACCUCACCCCUCAUGCCCUCACCUCCAGGGACCUCACCCCUCAUGCCCUCACCUCCAGGGACCUCACCCCUCAUGCCCUCACCUCCAGGGACCUCACCCCUCAUGCCCUCACCUCCAGGGACCUCACCCCGCAGGCCUUGAUCCACAUGGAGGCUUCUCCGGUGCGCUACGACAACCUCUCCAAGACCAUCAUGGCCUCCAUCCAGGAGCGGAGGGAGAUGGAGGAGAGGGACAAUGUGCUGCGGAUGCAGGCCCGGAACCAGGGCCUGUACAGCUGCCCGGACAUGGGGGUCUAUGACAUCCCCAGCCGACGCAGCCUGCCCACAGACAGCAUGCGCCUCCCGGGGUCCCGAGGACCCACCCCUCCCGCGUACGGCUCCAGGGAGUUCAUGAUGAGCACUGGCAUUUUGGGGUACGGGGGUACAAGGUCGCCCCUCUCCAGCGCGUCGUCGUCUUCUCUGAGUCGAGCCCCCAGGACGUCCAGCUCCCCCCCCCAAAGCAGCAGCAGCCUGCAGAGUAAGGCUCGCUCCCCCUCCCCAGCCUACCUCCCCCCGGACAGACACGCCUCGCCCUCCUCUUCCUCCUCCACCCUACCCCGCACGUCCUCUUCGUCCUCCGCCACUGCCCAGUACGUCCACCCAAAACGCCCCUCGCUCACCUACCCGGGCAAGGAAGGGAAGGACUCGGCCCCACUGGGCGCGGCGAAAUAGGAGCCCGUGCGUCUCCCGUCAGGGUCCACCGUUGGCGGCCAGCCACAGCGAUCUGCACUGUUCACCCGUGCGUCCACGACUUCCCAGCGCUGUGUGGUAGUCAGGAGGAAAUCAAUGUGCUGUUAUGGGAAUCAUUUUGGACAGAUAUAUCCACUCGGCCCUCUUGCUAGAUUAGCGUGUUUGUUCGAUUAAGAGCGUUAAAACCAACACCAUACACAGAUAUCUCAGGACAGUGGCCAAUUACCAGACGAUUGUGCCUCCAUCUGUAGUCAGAGAUAUUAAUAAGCUCAACAAGAACAGAGAAAAUGUACAGCAAAGAGAUCUUUUAUUGUUGUUUUAUGUGUUUUGAUAAUGCUUUUGAGAAAUAACGUGAUCAUAACGAGAAACUAUACUGCGUCUGUAGAAAUUAUGCUUUAGUUAAUAUUUUGUAGUUGUUUUGACAAAUAAAAAAAAGUGUUGCUCCUUU